GGUGUGUUUUUUUUCUUGUAUAUUUUGUGUGUAAAAGGGAAAGAAAGAGUGAGAAGAUUUUUCCUAAGAAAACAAAAUGGUGGCAUAUUACGACGAUUGUGAUGCCACUCUCAAUCCCAAAACCCUAACCGAUUGGGUGCGCAAUUUUCGCCUAAAACGUGUACAAAUGCGACGUAAAUUAAGAGGCGCUGGCAGUGAUCUGCGUGUAAAUGCAAUAUUAUCAACCGCUCUGCUGCAGGCUGAGCUUGAGCUACGGAGAAAGCAACAAGAACGCUUUAAUCGUUGGCUUGAUAUGCAAACAAAAUUUGUGCCACAUGGUAAAACGCAUUGUGGAAGCGAUGCUGCUGAGAGCAUCAGCAACAGAAUGGAAUCCGAGCCAGAGGCGGCAGCGGAGUGUGAAAGGCGUGAAAUUGAAAGUGAUUUGUGGAGGAGUGAACUGAGUGGCCUCGAUAGUUUCAUGCGCAGUUUGAGUGGCAACAGCAGCAAUAAUAACAGCACCAACAACAACAACCAGCACCACCACCAUGCUCCUCAUCAUCACAUCCACAAUGGAAGCAACAGCAAUAACGGAACCAGCAGCAACGCCAUUACAGUGAACAGUUAAACAAAAAACAAAAAAAGAAAGAAAGAGUCAGAUAUAUGCUGCUCUGAUACACAGGCACUAUGUGAUAUGUGUGUGUGAGAAAGGAAGAAGUGACAGCAGAAAGAAAAAGAGAGAAGCAAACACUGUAUUUAAGUUUCAGCUAAAUGACGAAAUAUUUUCACAUUUUUAAUAUUUUUGUUGUACAUAUAUUUUUGUUAAAUUAGUUUUAUUACGAAAAAACCCAUUUCUCAUUUGCAGUCGCAAACAUAGAUUAUAAAA
This is a messenger RNA of Drosophila willistoni, 862 nucleotides long. RefSeq names its product transcription factor Ken. Bases 77 to 604 code for a protein of 175 amino acids. NCBI's taxonomy places the organism in Eukaryota, Metazoa, Arthropoda, Insecta, Diptera, Drosophilidae. The record is from RefSeq and is a predicted model, not a curated record. The transcript has a single exon.